GAGGGAUGACUAAUGAAUUUAUGUUAUAGAAAACUUUUUCUUGAAUCAAACUCAUAGUAUUAUAUGACAAGAAUCUGCGGGCUUAACCAGAGAUUUUGGAUUCGAAUCCAGGCAUCUGAAUGCAACAUAGUCAAAUCGUUUGUGAAAAAGUUUUGCUGUCUAUUGUGAUCGUCUCCAAGUUAAGAAGCAACAUGUGAUUCAUGCUUUUUUGGAAGUAACUUGUUGUUUUCUUCUAUGAUGAUAAUGGGUGACGAGGCGCCACGUGGGGACAAAAUUAUGUUGGAGUGUAGCAUAUAAAUAUGAUAGUUCCAUUACUUCCAUAUAAUAUAUAUUCCCACCUUGGACAUGAGUUCCGGCCAUUUCAAGUAAGUUUAAAUCAAAUUCUCGUGAACACAGAUUGCAGCUGUAGAAAGAUCACCAUGGCUUUCAAUUAUACUACAAAGGAGCAAAAGAAAAUGGUAGACCAAUCCAUGUUACUGUGCUGCAAGUUCUUUAUAUCAGAAGGACGCAACAUAGCUACUCUUGAUGCAGUUGAACGAGCAGCCAGGUCGAACUCAGAAACCGUCAUUGUGAAUAAAUUUCAUGAUAGAACUUACAACAGGGCAAGGUACAAUCUUGUAUCGUAUGUUUUGCAUGAUUCCACGGGAAAUGUUAUAUACAGCCCCCUGCAUCAAACUGUGGUGGCCAUGGCUGAGGCUGCAUUCAACGCCAUCAACCUUGAAUUGCAAGACGGGGCUCACCCCCGUUUAGGUGCAGUUGAUGACAUUGUUUUCCAUCCACUUGCUCGUGCAUCAAUGGAUGAUGCCGCGUGGUUGGCAAAAGCUGUGGCGGCAGACAUUGGCAACCAGUUCAAUGUACCUGUAUUUCUUUAUGCUGCUGCACACCCAACAGGGAAACAACUUGAUACAAUAAGACGAGAGCUCGGAUAUUACCGGCCUAAUUUUAUGGGAAACCAAUGGGCAGGGUGGACUAUUCCUGAUAUCCUACCUCAAACACCAGACAAAGGUCCUAUGGUUGUUUCAAAAUCCAAAGGAAUCUCGACGAUCGGUGCGCAAUCUUGGGUCACACUCUAUAACGUACCACUCUUAUCGGGUGAUGUUUCAGCAGCAAAAAGGAUUGCCAGGAAGGUUAGCACUCGUGGUGGCGGACUUCCUAUGGUGCAAACACUCGGGAUUGUUUGCGGUGAUUCCACUGAAGUAGCUUGCAUGUUGUUGGAGCCUAACCGGAUUGGAGCUGAUAGGGUGCAGAGUUUGGUUGAGAUGUUGGCAGAACAAGAAGGAUUGGAUGUAGAAACAGGAUACUAUACUGACUUAUCUCCUGAAAUGAUAGUAGAACAAUACAUGAACCUAACUUCUGCUAAAAAAUCAUCACCAUAGCGAGUUAUUAAUUGGCAUUUGGCAUUGCAAUUCGGUAAAUUGAAAUAAGUUGUAAUUGCCUUAAUGGUUGGAUGGAAAAUCGAAGCAAGUACUUCAAUAAGUGUUGUUGUAAAUUACAUCUAACUUUGAAAAUUGUGUAUUAUUAACUAAUUGCUCAUCAUAAAUGUAUGGUUUACUAUAAGCAUACUUUUGUAUGCUUGAGCUAAAUUUCCCUUUC
This is a messenger RNA of Vicia villosa (hairy vetch), 1593 nucleotides long. RefSeq lists its product as uncharacterized. Gene Ontology annotation, molecular function: transferase activity; folic acid binding. The transcript is spliced from 3 exons. Bases 300 to 1376 code for a protein of 358 amino acids. NCBI's taxonomy places the organism in Eukaryota, Viridiplantae, Streptophyta, Magnoliopsida, Fabales, Fabaceae. The record is from RefSeq and is a predicted model, not a curated record.